AUGGACGAACUUCCAGAGCAGGUACUCGUGGAGUUCCGCGCAGGUCGCGCGUACCUGGACAGUGGUUUGGUGCACUCGGACGGCCGCAAGGGCUGCGUCCGUGUCGUGCGAGCCGCGGACGGCCUCGUGCACUUCCAGUGGCUCGACCGCGCAACCCGUGCAAUCGAGGAGGACCUGAUCGUGUUACCCCGGCGACGCGACAGGGGUAUUCCUUCUAGAAGUCGACCCUGCAGGCCAUGCAAGACUAUGCACUGGCGGCGCGUGCACGCCUGCCGGACUGGUAGAAUGUUCGUCUUGGGCUUUGCGUCGUCGGAUCUACAGCUGUUCUUUUGGCUGCAAGAGCCUCGCUGCGACGCGGACGUGCGGCUGGCACAGCGGCUGCGCAACGCGCUCGAGUGCCGUCCCCUGGACGACCCCGCUGGCUUGGAUCACGCAGAUGAGGUGCGGCUCAGCGACGCAGAGUCCCGACCUGGGCCAGGCCUCAGCUCGCAGGUACCUGACGGCGCGACGCGUCCGUCGUCCGCCGCGCUUGGGCAGUCGCUCGUAGACGCGCUGCAGCGUCUGGGGGCCAGCGCUGCUUCCGAUGCUGUGCAUGCUGCGGAUGACGCAAGUCGUCAGCCGCAGGCGCGCGCCGAUGAUACGCCUGACCUCGGGGCGCUUCUGCGCUGGGGCCCCGCGCUGGAGCGGCUUCUCCGCGAGCCGGGCCUCGGACCUGCAUCCGCUGCCCUGUGCCGCGAGUACCUGCCAUCCAGCAUCGACCUGGAGAGCGUGCUGCAAUCUGCCGCGUUUCGGCAGCAGCUGGAGGCGCUUUCGACUGCGCUGAGACGCAGCCGCGGCGAUGCUGGUCCCCUGUUCGCAGCGUUUGGCAUCGAGCCACCACCAGCGGGCGACUGGCGGCACGAUCUGGAGGCGCUGCUAGAGGCGCUGCGCCUUCGCGCUGAGGAGUCUGCGCGCAGUCGUUCUGAGGGCCCAGCGCCAGAAUCACGGCAUGGUUGUGGUAGAUAA
Cyanidioschyzon merolae strain 10D is the source of this 1005-nucleotide messenger RNA. RefSeq lists its product as hypothetical. The record is from RefSeq and is a predicted model, not a curated record. Gene Ontology annotation, biological process: ubiquitin-dependent protein catabolic process. The coding region runs from base 1 to 1005 and encodes 334 amino acids. NCBI's taxonomy places the organism in Eukaryota, Rhodophyta, Bangiophyceae, Cyanidiales, Cyanidiaceae. Gene Ontology annotation, cellular component: proteasome regulatory particle, lid subcomplex; nucleus; cytoplasm. Gene Ontology annotation, molecular function: proteasome binding; ubiquitin binding; endopeptidase activator activity. The transcript has a single exon.